CCAGACAGACAGAACAGAAACGCACAACAGAAGCAAGAGAGUGAGCGGAGAUGUGACCACAAUGUGCGGCGAUAAUUAACACUGAAAAUGGGAUAAAGGGAGCGCAAGCAAGAGCAAACCAUUUUCUCGUCUGGGGCGCAACCUUUGGAGAAGGUAUAACCAUUUUCCCUGGGAAGUUUCUUUCUUCUAUUGUACUUUUUUCUUAUCCCAUCCGCAAUUUCCAUUUUGUCUAAUGCUGGAAGGCUACAAAAGAGGAGGCAACGAGACGUUGAGUAAAUGAUGAUGAUGGAAACGGGAUGUCGUAGCACGAAUACAGACGGGACAGCAGUGGAGUAUGAAGGAAACGCAAAUUUAAACGGAAUGAAGGGAUUUCCAAUGGCAUGAGAAACGCGUCGCUUUCUUUGCGUCGCUUUCUUUCUUAAAUACGCACAGGAGUUGCUUUUUCUGAAGACCUACAGUCUCGGUCCGGAGGACAGAUGCUGUCAUUGUGUGGGGCGCCGAGAUUUUGUCACCGUAAAAGCUGCAAGUGGUGGAGGUGGAGCAGGAACGAUGCGAGCAAGAGUAAGAAGAAUGAACACUGCUUUGUUGUUAACACGUUUCCCCAAUAGGUUUGCCGAGAGCCAGGAUACAUAUCUUGCUAGUAGUGUUGUCAAAAUAAAACGUUGUGUUGUUGUGGGCCAUAUUAGGAAGGAGUCAUCCAAACACCUGAGGACACUCUCAGAACAUCCUUGAAGGAAAGGUGGCCUUGAAAUGCUAUUGUCCUGCGUUGCAUAUGGUCACUUUUUUACGCCAGUCCUCGUAAUAGUUUGAAGGAUAUCAGCGUGACAGGUCUGGAAUAACCGUUGCAGCAGGAGUUGCAGUGUGCACACAUUUCUUUUCCUGGAUCUUGUGUCAGCGCCAGCGGAAUAUAAAAACUAGUUUCAACAAACAACAACAGUGUCAACAAUGGUGGAGCCGGUGGGUUUUAUCGAAGCCUGGAAAGCGCAGUUCCCCGAGUCCGAGCCCCCGAAAAUGGAGCUCCGCUCGGUGGGCGGAAUCGAGGUGGAGCUGGAGAAGUGCAAGGCCUCCAUCCGGCGCCUGGAGAUGGAGGUCAACAAAGAGCGCUUCCGCAUGAUCUACCUGCAAACGCUACUGGCCAAGGAGCGCAAGAGCUACGACCGCCAGCGCUGGGGCUUCAGGAAAGCGGGUGUCAUGGGCGGCGAGAUGGGGGCAGAGCCAUUGCCCGGUCCAGGGCCAGGGGCAGCAGUGGGGGUGGGGGACCCCCAGCAGCAGCCUCCCCAGCUUCACGCACAGGAGCAGGGGGAGCGUAGCCGGUUCCAGCCCGUGGCGGGUGACACCCCCAUCCGCUCCAAGCCCAGGCCCCCACCGGCCAGGAAGUCGGCCUCCCACGGGGACGGGCUGGAGGUCCAGUCUGCGUUCGAGCCGGUGCAGCCCGGUAGCGGCGGCGGCUCCGGUGCCGGGAGCGAGACGGACGGGCUCUCCCCGUCCAAGCAGCCUCGCAGUGGGGGUGGGGGUGGUGGUUCGGGUGGGGUCUCCCCGCGCCGGCCUCACCCGCACCCGCACCCCCCGCCCGACAAGGACCUGCCCUCUGACCCCAAGGACCCCAAGGGGGGGCCCGGCAUGGGGCUCGGCGUCGCCGCGCUGCGCUCCAACUUUGAGCGCAUCAAGCGGGCCAACUCACACUCGUCUGCGGAAGGCGGCAAGGGUGGUGGUGGUGGUGGCGGUGGCCUACCAGGCGGCGUCCAAGAGAAGCAGCCCUUCUACGCCAACAUGGAGUUCCACCACGAGCGUGGCCUGGUGCGGGUCAACGACCGCGAGGUCUCGGAGAAGAUCGGCACGCUGGGCACGCAGGCCAUGCAGAUGGAGCGCAAGCGCUCGCUGCACUCGCUGCCGGGCAACCUGGCCACCGUGGCGGGCGACCUGCGGCCCAAGCCGGUCUACAGGGGGCGCUCCACCGAGAGCACGUGCGGCUACGAUGCCGAGUACGAGGACGGGGAGCCCAGCCCCAGGUACCGCGCCAACGGGGCCAAGCAGCAGCAGCAGCAGCCCCCGCCCCCCUGGCAGGCCUCCGAGUACCAGCCCUACACCAGCGUCUACGUGGGCGGGAUGGUGGUGGGCGACGGGGGCGUCGGGGGCGGCGUUGGGGGGGUGGUGAUGAGGGAGCACCCUCCAGGCGGGGGGGACGACCAUCAGCUGACCUGGCCGCGGCGCUCCUACUCGCCGGGCAGCUUCGAGGACGCGGGCUGCGGCGGCGGGGGUGGCUACACGCCCGACUGCAGCUCCAACGAGAACCUGACGUCCAGCGAGGACGACUUCUCCUCGGGCCAGUCCAGCCACGUCUCGCCCAGCCCCACCGCCGCCUACCGCCGGCCCUUUGCCGCCUCGCGCGACAAGAGCCGCUCGCCCUCGCAGAACUCCCAGAACUCCCAGCACUCCUUCGACAGCAGCAGCCCGCCGACGCCGCAGUCCCAGAAGCGGCACCGGGACCGGGGCCAGCAUCCGCACCACCACCAGCAUCACCAUCACCAUGGCAGCCACCAGCAGCAGCCGCAUCAGCAUCAGCACCACCCGCAUCCCCAUCACCUCCCCCACCACCCCCAGCCGCAUCCGCAGGGCCACGUGGUGGUCUCCGAGGCCACCAUCGUCGGCGUGCGCAAGACCGGGCAGAUAUGGCCGCCGCCCUCCUCCUCCUCCUCCGCCUCCCAUCACCACGCCGACGGAGACUCCACCCCCUCCAGCAGGGCCUCCCACGACAACAGUUUCCAUGGAGACGGCGAUGGGCAGUUCACGGGGACUCCGCCCUCCUAUGGUUACGAUGCGGACCGUGCGGAGGAGCAGCGGCGGCACCACGACAUGAUGCCCUACAUCGACGACUCGCCCUCCUCCUCGCCGCACCUCAGCUCCAAGAGCCGCAGCAGCCGAGACACCCUCUCCUCCGGCUCCAUCGAGUCGGCCAAGUCGACGGAGCUGGACCUGGAGAAGGGGCUGGAGAUGAGGAAGUGGGUGCUGUCCGGCAUCCUGGCCAGCGAGGAGACAUACCUCAGCCACCUGGAGGCACUGCUGCUGCCUAUGAAGCCUCUGAAGGCUGCUGCCACCACCUCCCAGCCGGUGCUCUCGGUGCCCCAGAUUGAGACCAUCUUCUUUAAAGUGCCUGAGCUCUACGAGGUCCACAAGGAGUUCUACGACGGCCUCCUGCCCCGCGUGCAGCAGUGGAGCCACCACCAGCGCGUAGGAGACCUCUUCCAGAAGCAGGCUAGUCAGCUGGGUGUCUACAGGGCCUUCAUUGAUAACUAUGAGGUUGCCGUGGAGACCGCUGAGAAGUGUUGUCAGGCCAACACGCAGUUCGCUGAGAUCUCCGAGAACUUGAAGGUCAGGGGAUCCAAGGAGUGCAAGGACCAGACCUCAAAGUACUCUCUGGAAACUCUCCUCUACAAGCCAGUGGACAGGGUGACCCGGAGCACGCUGGUGUUGCACGACCUUCUGAAGCACACCCCGUCCAGCCACCCGGACCACCCUCUCCUGCAGGACGCGCUCCGCAUCUCCCAGAACUUCCUGUCCAGCAUCAACGAGGAGACCACGCCAAGGCGCCAGUCCAUGACCGUCAAGAAGGGAGAGAGUCGUCAGCUGCUGAAGGACAGCUUCAUGGUGGAGCUGGUGGAGGGCCAGCGGAAACUGCGUCACGUCUUCCUCUUCACCGACCUGCUGCUCUGCGCCAAGCUGAAAAAGCAGAUCGGAGGUAAGAGUCAGCAGUACGACUCUAAGAGUAAGAGCCAGCAGUACGACUCCAAGUGGUACAUCCCGCUGUCGGAGCUGAGCUUCCAGGGUCCGGAGGAGGCGGAGGUGGUGCCCAUCCCUCAGGUGGCAGACGAGGACCUGGAGGCCAUGAAGAUCAAGAUCUCAUCACUCAAGAGCGAGAUCCAGCGAGAAAAGCAGAGAGGGAAUAAGAGCACUAAGGUGAUGGAGCGUCUGAGGAAGAAGUUGUGUGAACAGGAGUCACUGCUGCUGCUCACCUCCCCCAACAUGCCCCUCAGACUACACAACAGGAGCGGCAAGGGCUACAUGUUCCUCCUCUCCUCGGACUACGAGCGGGUGGAGUGGAAGGAGAUGAUCCGGGAGCAGCAGAAGAAAUGCUUCAAGAGCGUGUCUUUGACCUCCAUGGAGCUUCAGAUGCUGACCAACUCCUGUGUAAAGCUGCAGACCGUCCACCACAUCCCCCUCACCAUCAACAAAGAAGAAGAUGAGUCCACUGGCUUGCAUGGAUUCCUGAAUGUAAUAGUCCACUCUGCCUCCGGCCUCAAACAGAGCUUAAAUCUGUACUGCACUCUGGAGGUGGACUCCUUUGGCUACUUUGUGAAUAAGGCCAAGACGAGGGUGUACCGAUACACCACCGAGCCUAAAUGGAACGAGGAGUUUGAGAUUGAGCUGGAGGGCUCGCAGACCCUGCGCCUGCUGUGCUAUGAGAAGUGCUACAACAAGAGUAAGUUGAACAAGGAGGAUGGAGAGAGCACCGACCGCAUCAUGGGCAAAGGACAGAUACCGUUGGAACCCCAGACCCUGCAAGGCAAAGACUGGCAAAGGACCGUCAUUCCCAUGAAUGGGAUCGAGGUGAAGCUGUCCAUGAAGUUCACUAGUCGUGAGUUCAGCUUGAAGAGGAUGCCCUCGUGCAGGGAGCUGGGCGUGUUCGGAAUCAAGAUCUCCACUGUCACAAAGCGAGAGCGGUCCAAGGUGCCCUACAUCGUGCGCCAGUGCCUGGAGGAGAUCGAGAGGAGGGGCAUGGAGGAGGUGGGCAUCUAUCGGGUGUCAGGAGUGGCCACGGACAUCCAGGCUCUGAAGACGGCCUUCGACACCAACAAUAAGGACGUGUCGGUGAUGAUGAGUGAGAUGGAUGUCAAUGCCAUCGCGGGGACCCUGAAGCUGUACUUCCGGGAGCUGCCUGAACCCCUCUUCACUGACGAGCUGUACCCCAACUUCGCAGGGGGCAUCACUCUGUCUGAUAGUGUUGCCAAGGAGAGCUGCAUGCUGAACCUGCUGCUGUCGCUGCCAGAGCCAAACCUGGUCACCUUCCUGUUCCUGCUGGACCAUCUCAAGAGGGUUGCGGAGAAAGAGGGCAUCAAUAAGAUGUCCCUGCACAACCUGGCUACGGUGUUCGGCCCCACAUUGCUGCGGCCGGCCGAGAAGGACAGCAAGAUCCCCACCAACCCCACCCAGCCAAUCAGCAUGGGGGACAGCUGGUCACUGGAGGUCAUGUCACAGGUCCAGGUUCUGCUCUACUUCCUCCAGCUUGAGACCAUCCCCACCCCGGACAGCAAACGACAGAGCAUCCUCUUCUCCACGGAGGUGUAGAGCGAGUGCCACCCCUUCAUCCACCUCCUCCCUGCUCCCUUCCUCUUUCCUUUCUUUGGACCUUUGGACGGCUAGAUCAGGAUUCAGGACCCAACAAGACUGUACUUGUGACCCAAGACUCUACUGUACUAGCCGAGACUGUGGCCUGACCCCCCCCCCCCCCUUCCCCCCUGAUAUAGUAGUAGUAAUAGUAAUAAUAACAUGGCACAAACAAACAUUUCCACUGUAACUGCUUUGUUCUGUGGAUAGUUGUUGACUGUCCUGAUUGAAGCGGUGAACUUUUUUGACUGUAAUCUCUAGCCAUGGCCACUAGGUGGCAGUCAUUACCUCUGUACCCAGCAGAAGAGGGCAGUGGUGUUCUCUUCUUCUCCAUCUCUCUCUCUCUUACAGUCUCUCCCUCUGCCAGCCCUCCACCUCUCCAUCCUCCACUUCUUUGCCUUCAGCAACACCCCAUAAUAAGCACCACCAGUCCCACAUCUCUGACUGACAGACAGAGCAUCACUUCACUUUGUCCUUGUGUGUGUGUGUGUGUGUGUGUGUGUGUGUGUGUGUGUGUGUGUGUGUGUGUGUGUGUGUGUGUGUGUGUGUGUGUGUGUGUGUGUGUGUGUGUGUGUGUGUGUGUGUGUGUGUGUGUGUGUGUGUGUGUGCGUCUGUGUGAAGAUUCACACCGCAUUCACUUCAUAUGAACUUCUGGAGAACAGUUUUUUGCAACCCUCCUCCGUAGGCUACUCUCUCCAUAGUCUGCUCUACCCAGGUCAGCGUCUGUCAGUUUUGUGUUGGCUGUGCAGGAUGCUAAAAUGGCGCCUUCGUAGUUUUAGCGUAGGCUUUCUUUACCCAAAACUCUCGCACAGGAUCGCUCAAGCGCGCCAUGCUGAGUAACUCAGUUCCGUGACUGCUUGGCGGUCGCAUUUUAGUCCUGUGUCCCUCGUUUGACCUUUUCCUGGUUAUUUUUCUUUUCUUUUCUUCUGGCGUCCUUGUGAUAUUUCUGAACUUGCUGUAAAACAGGUUAGCAGCAUACAGUACAACGGCUUCUUUUGUCUCCAGCGUUGUAUUUCAGUACUGUCCUCUGGAAAUAUCACAAGUAGAACUACUGUGUGCAUUAUAUUUUGCCAACUAGGGGGUAAAUCUGAGGGUUUAGUUUUUUUUCCUCUGGAUUUUUUUGUCUGUGGGUUUAUACUAGUACAAAAUUCCAGCACUGAAGAGAUUUUGAGUGCGUUGAGAAACUUCAAGCUCUGACAACAACUGAUUCACGUCACCAUGGACACCAAUUUGUAGGCCUGUUGUAAGAUUAUUUAUGUAAUAAUUUUCUUGGAAAAUCAGCCUCACCUCCAUGGAAAAAACUACCAUUGUUCAUUUUGCCAUCUACAGUAGAUAAUGCAGUAUGUGUCAUUGCCAGUUUUUUUUUCAUCGGAUACAAUAUGGAAUUCAUCCUCCACAUUAAUGAAGAGCUGACAUGAUGCACGGAAGACCUCAAAAGGACAACAAGGGAGUGUUGUGGACUCGUGGGUGAUUUGAUUACCCCAACUGCCCCCUUCCCCAUUCCCCCUCUUCCCCCCUCAACCCCAAACUCCCCCCUUGGAAUGUUUGUCGGAUGCAGUUUUGUUGGUGAAGCUCAAGCCUGAUCGUGUACAAACGUUUGUGAAUGAGAAGAGUUUUGCAUUUGGCGGAUGUGCAAACUGGUCACACAUCCCAAUGGGGAGGCCGAAGAGGUGGACAAUACUGUAUGUGUGUGUGUUGGUUGGUGGUGGAUGUGUGUGUGUGUAUGUGUGUUUGCGUGUUUGUUUGUUUGUGUGCAUGUUUGGGAUUGUGUUAUGGGGAUGUUAGAUUCAGCAUAAGAGGACAAUUGCAGCAUUGUACUCCCUCACUGCUGAGUGACUUCACCAUGGCUGUAUGGGCGGCCACUUUCGUUUUUGUUUGUUUGUUUGUUUGUUUGUUUUUUUUUACGUUUUCUCAGUUAAAUCUAAAGCAUUGUCUUGGUUGACCAUCUACUUACUGUACAUGUAAUGUCAUGCAGGACCCACCAUAACCAGGAGUCAAUGUCUCAACACAUCCACACACGUUUCCAGUUUGCAUUUAUGCCCUCAUGAUUCCGAGGCAUAUGUAUCCAUUGUUCAAUUCAUGUAAUGGUCCUGCCAAAAUAUUUUCUAUUUUUAUUUUGGAGAGAAGAAAAGAAAACUUAAUAAUUGUGUCUGUACAUAAGCAUAAAAGCUUUACAUUUGUUUGUUUGUUUUUUAUUUUAAUUUUAUUUGUAUGUAAUCUCAUUGAUAAUUUAUUCAGGAUUUUAUGUUGGGAUUGUAAUGAAGGAUGUGAGUAUUAACUGUCACAGUCUGACACUUCUGAAGGAACCAAGCGAUGAGGAAAGGACCAAUCUCUGUUAUUUUUAAUCUGUGUUAUUUUUUCUGUUCAUCUGGGGCCUAUACUAAGAAGCUGGUUCAGGAGUAAACCAGGUUAAACCAUUGGUACCUUAAGCAUUUGCAAAAAAAGGCUGCUGAAUGCCUAAGCCCUUUUUAAGAAAAUUUGCCAUCAGUCUAUAAGAAAAACAAAAUAUCUCAGUCUCUGAAGCACAUAAAAACAUGCAUUAAGUUGCAUUUAAACGCCAAGAAACCCUCAUCUUGCAUUAGAAUGUCUUCAUUCAGCUCUAACAUACCAAUAUGUUUAAUAAAAUCGUCUUAAAUCUCAUGAGCCUGAAUGGUGCGUCAUGCAGCUCCAGGCGCCAGGGCCAAUGUUGCGCAAGGCAACGUCCAGCAUCAAUGGGUUAAGUUAAUAGGUAAAUCACCUCAUAGAAGAGCCUGGUGUCCUCAUUUUAAAGAAAACUAGUACUUCAGGCUCUUCUAUUAGAUGAUUUACCUCUUAACUUAACCUGGUUUACUCCUGAACCAGCUUCUUAGUAUAGGCCCUCCUGGGAUCUCAUCUUUCAUUCACUUCGAUGCUCAAGCCAGGACAUGAAGUGGUGG
Messenger RNA from Engraulis encrasicolus (European anchovy), 8297 nucleotides. It is a transcript of the gene bcr, whose product is annotated as BCR activator of RhoGEF and GTPase. Gene Ontology annotation, molecular function: guanyl-nucleotide exchange factor activity; GTPase activator activity; protein serine/threonine kinase activity. Gene Ontology annotation, biological process: protein phosphorylation; positive regulation of GTPase activity; intracellular signal transduction. Gene Ontology annotation, cellular component: membrane. The coding region runs from base 946 to 5343 and encodes 1465 amino acids. The record is from RefSeq and is a predicted model, not a curated record. Lineage: Eukaryota; Metazoa; Chordata; Actinopteri; Clupeiformes; Engraulidae. The transcript is spliced from 24 exons.